CAUUUUUUCUACAUGUACAAGAUCCGUUCAUUCUUCCGUUCUUUGUCACAGAGCUUCCCACCUUGGACCUUGGACUACACAAUGGCCAAUGGACGUGUAUACCCACCCAACAAUGCAAUAUGAUGCCUCGUUUGGCAACUAGAAGGCUCCACAUUGCAGCCAGAGGACGCCACCUUGUAGCAGCAUCAGCUAGGGUGGGCGCUGCUACGAUUGGUGCUGCUACGAUUGGUAGUGGCAAGAAUCCCAGUUGGAUCCAACACUAUUGGAUCCAAUCGGCAAACCAUCAUGGCCACGCACGAUCGUUUGCAUCCACCUCCAUACCCCAGCAAGACGACCUGGAUGACUUGUGUCGAAAACACAUGGAUCUGCCAGCACAGGAAUUUGCCAUGGGAUGCAGCUUUCUCCAUCAAGUCGCGUUGGGAAUAAACCCGUCCGAAUUGGACAAGCUGUUACGAGUUCGACCCAGUCUCGUCAAUUUUCGAGAUUACGAUCGGAGAACACCGCUGCACAUUGCAGCGUCGGAAGGACACUUGGAAAUUUGUCAGUUCUUGGUAGAGAAAGGAGCUCGAAUCAAUAGAAGUGACCGAUGGGGAGGAAGUCCAUUGGAUGAUUCCCACCGUCAGAGACAUGGAGACGUCAUAAAGUUUCUCAAAGAACACGGUGCCACCUUUGGAAGUCCCUCGCAAGCCAACAACUUUAUUACGGCAGCAUCAGAAGGGGACUACGAAGAAGUGAAAGCCUUGCUGGAAUUUGGAAACAUGGACAUCAACCAUGGAGAUUACGAUCGUCGCACUGCUUUGCAUUUGGCAGCCGGCGAAGGUCGUGCUCACGUGGUACGGUUGUUGUGCGAAGCGGGGGCCGAUGUCAAUGUCAAGGAUCGAUGGGGGAAUCAACCUCUCGAUGAUGCCAUGGCCUCCAAUAACCAGACCUGCAUUGCAAUGUUGGAAAAGUUUGGUGGAACGCAAGGGUCCAAUGCGUCCUCCGACGUUAUGGGCGAAGAAGCGUUGCUGGAUUUGAUCCACACCUACGGCAAAGUGAGAGACGGAGUCUUGUCCAUGGAUUGGCAUGACGUGAAGGAAUUGCUCGAAGGAGUUGGCGAAGACCACACUGAUGAAGUGGUACAAAAGCUCUUUGAGGUGGCAGAUGUGAACGGGACGGGCAUUAUCGACACCGAAGCCUUCAUGACACACAGUGACACCUUUUUGGGUGGGAGACCUGCCCGCAUCAUUCUGGUGGUUGGCGGCCCUGGUUCGGGCAAGGGAGUGUUGUGCGAACGACUCGUCAAGGAGUGCGGUGUAGUGCAUCUUUCUUCAGGGGAGCUAUUAAGAGAUGAGGUUACCCGGGGCACGGAACUGGGCAAACAGGUAGAGGAAAUCAUGAAGAGCGGAGGCUUAGUGAGUAGUGCCAUCAUGGUUACGCUGAUGCAGAAGCGUAUGAAAGAUCACCCUGGGAAACGGAUUCUGCUGGAUGGCUUUCCUCGCUCCCAAGAAAAUGCCGAAGAUCUCGUCACUCUUUGUGGCAAGCCAGAAUUGGCGCUUCACUUGACCUGUGACGAUACGGUUUUACUGGAACGCGUCAUGAAACGAGGUCAAAGCGGAGAACGAGCAGACGACAACUUUGAUACCGCGAUUGAGCGAGUCCGAACCUAUCACAAAUAUCAUCAUCUCACGUUGGAAUUUUUGAGGCAAGAAAAUGUGCCCAUUGUCUUUCUGGAUUGCUCUGCAACACCAGACGGAGUUUGGGAGCAGCUCACGUCCAUUGGACGAUUGAUGCGCUCGGCAGUGAAGCUACCCCUAGGAGGAACCAAUGGCAAUGCGAAUUCCUCCUCCCAGGAGUAUUCCUCCAGUUUUGAGAUUCCUUGAGAGAUUUUGAGGUUCCAUCCAUAAGAGAUCAUGUGGAGGAGGUUGUGGCUGUUAGCUUUGUAGCAAUGGCACGCAUUUUUGUUGCAAUUUUGGAACAGUUUUAAAUUUUUGAGAUCGAAAACUCUACGAAAUGAAUAGACGAGGAUCUGUUUAUUCAUUACUAAUUACUAGUGCUAUCAUAAUCAUAAUCGUAAAUGCAUUCCUCAACGAUCGUUUGCCCGUCCUUGGAAAACUGGACGCCUUCCAACUUCAACAGUGCAAUUUUUCUUUCAAUUUUGGUUCCGCUCGUCAUACCCCCAAAUCCUCCAAUGGUUCGGUCCGUCUUUACCACUCGAUGACACGGGAUCUCGGGUGCAAAUGGAUUAUGUUUCAAAGCUUGUCCGAUGGCUUGACUGGAAUUGCAUCCAAUGUGGCGGGAGAGGGAUUUGUAGGUAGUCACUUUUCCUUCGGGGACUUUACAGAGUGCACUGAGGACCUGGGCACGAAAGGGCGUUACCUUUUGCCUCUGCGUAGAGCUAAGGCCGCUCAAUGUUACUGGCUUUGUCACCUUCGGCAUGGUCAAGAAUAAUGAAAGCACGGACCCUGGAUGUUGACUGAUAGAUUCGAAGAGGAACAAAAAUGAAGCCUCGAGAUCGACUCGAGACGAAGAUUUGGGUUUGCACCAAAAUUGAUGCCGUGA
This is a messenger RNA of Seminavis robusta, 2541 nucleotides long. The record is from the annotation of a GenBank genome assembly. NCBI's taxonomy places the organism in Eukaryota, Bacillariophyta, Bacillariophyceae, Naviculales, Naviculaceae.